Messenger RNA from Camellia sinensis, 2586 nucleotides. RefSeq names its product TORTIFOLIA1-like protein 3. Lineage: Eukaryota; Viridiplantae; Streptophyta; Magnoliopsida; Ericales; Theaceae. Gene Ontology annotation, cellular component: microtubule. The record is from RefSeq and is a predicted model, not a curated record. Gene Ontology annotation, molecular function: microtubule binding.
GAAGGAAGGACUAACAAAAAGUGCUUAUUAAAAAGCUGAACCCAUAAACUGGCUUAACGCAACCGACAUUUCCUUCUCUUCCCGGGCAAUGUCGCCGGAAACACCACCACCACCACCACAACGACCUCAACCCUAAAACCACCACCAUCACCACAACCACCACAAUGGCUCUAGCAAGGUCCCAAGCAGCCUCGACUCGAGAGCUGAAACACCGAGUCCUAACAUGCCUUCACAAGCUCUCCGACCGCGACACCCACUCCGCCGCCGCAACAGAGCUCGAAUCCAUCGCCAAAACCCUAACUCACGACUCCAUUCCUCCGUUCAUCUCCUCCAUCUCCGCCACCGACUCCUCCGACAAGUCCCCCGUCCGUAAACAAUGCCUCCGCCUCAUCUCCCUCCUCUCCCAAUCUCACGGCGACUCUCUCUCUCCUCACCUCUCCAAACUCCUCUCCGCCGUCCUCCGCCGCCUCCGCGACCCCGACUCCUCCGUCCGCUCCGCCUGCAUCACCGCCACCGCCUCUAUCUCCUCUCACCUCACCAAACCUCCGUUCACUUCCAUCAUCAAGCCCUUCGUUGAAUCUCUGGUCACCGAACAAGAUCAGAAUUCUCAGAUCGGAGCCGCGUUGUGCCUCGCGUCGGCGAUCGAUGCUGCUUCAGAUCCGGAUGCUAUGUAUUUGAGGAAAUUGUUGCCGAAACUCGAGAGGUUGUUGAAGUGUGAUAGCUUUAAGGCGAAGCCUGCGCUGUUGACGCUGAUCGGAAGUGUGAUCGGAUCUGGAGCUGCUUCAACUCACCAAAUUGUGAAGAAUUUAGUGCCGUGUUUGGUUGAGUUUAUAGGUUCUGAAGAUUGGGCGGCGAGGAAGGCUGCGGCGGAGGCGCUGCUGAAGUUGGCAUUGGUGGAGAGAGAUUUGUUGAUGGAGUUUAAGGUUUCGUGUUUGAAGACUUUUGAGGCUAGAAAAUUUGAUAAGGUGAAAAUGGUGAGGGAGACCAUGAUUCAAUUGGUGGAGGCUUGGAAAGAAAUUCCCAAUGUUUCAGAUGAGGUUUCGCCGCCUCUUGAAUCACAAUCUUCUUCCAAAGAGGAUGCUAGUGAUGGACGAGAUCCACCUGGGUCCAAAACAUCCUGCACUGUUACUUCUGGAGCUCCUCAAAUGAGGAAGAAAAGCAUCCUAGGAAACAGGUCUGCUUUACGUGAUGGAUCACUUGCAACUACUUUCCAGAACAGAAGUCCUCUAGAUAGUGGUGAGAAGAAAUCAGGUCCAGCAAUGUUUCGAAAGCUGGACCGUAAAAAACCCACUGAUUGGAAAAUAGAAAUUUCUGCCCCUCGUACUCCCUCUGCUACAGUGGUUUGUGAGGAUGAUCCUAGGAGUAGAGAUGAGAAAGGUGAAAAACUGAAAAGUAGAUUUUUUAAGCCGGAAAUAAGACGGGCUCUCUUCCAUAAGAAUGAUGAUCACAAAAUGCUCAAAUUAGGCGGUGUCAAAGCUGGAUCUCGGGUAGUUCCGUGUCAUGAUGACAGCUCAGAAUCUGCCGUUGCAGUUGGUAACAUUACUGAGAAUAUCCAUAAGAACCAGAAAGAGAGUGAGGAUCUAUCUUUGAUCCGCAAGCAGCUCGUUCAUAUUGAAAAUCAGCAAUCCAGUUUAUUAGAUCUCCUCCAGACAUUCAUUGGGAGCUCACAAAAUGGAAUGCGUUCUCUGGAGACACGGGUGCACGGGUUAGAGCUAGCACUGGAUGAGAUCUCAUAUGAUUUGGCUGUGACAACUGGCAGGAUGUCAAAUAUUGAUUCUGAAGGAACCACAUGUUGUAAAUUACCUGGUGCAGAUUUUUUGAGUCCGAAGUUCUGGAGGAGAACUGAACCCCGGCAUUCAACCUCUCGGUUCUCUUCUUCUGGAGGCACACCGCCAUUGGCUGCCAUCCAUAACAUAGGCAAUAACAAUGGCAAUGCUGAAACAUUUAAUUUGGAGAACAGAAGAUUUCGGCUUCAAAGUGCUGGUGGGUUUAUUGUGAAUCCUUUGGCUCAGAUUCAUAAUGAUGGCCAUGGGAUAUCUGAGGUCUCUUCAAAUAGAGUCUGAAGGAAUGUUCAAGAUGCCAUAUGAUAAAUCAUCAGCAGAUGAGCUGCUGAGAUUGAAUGAAGUUUGAGUUGCAAUACUCAUUUAGCUGUAUGCUGCUGGAUAUAUAAUCUUAUUAUCUAUUAACUACGUGCUUAUGGAGUACACAAAGGAAGCAGUUCUUUUGCUGUAUUAUCUACUGAAGUAGUAAUUGCUCUUUGCAUAUAUACCACCCAGCCAAUUCAUUCAGUAACCUGUUAUUUUGGGUUCAGAUUCCGAUCUCUUUCAGUUUUUUCAACUGCAAGAACGGACAGAAGGUCACUAGACUCACUACCAUUAUCGCAGUCUUGAAUAUGAAGCAUCGCCAUGUAUAGCAAAGAACAUUUCUUUCUUUCAUUUCAUUUUUUGGCUGGGAAUUCCUUUUUUUCAUUCUUUGUUGGUUCGAAUAUUAAUUGAUUUGAUAUGAUACCGAAGGCUUGUUAUGAGAUGGUUGAUUAAACAUGUGUCUAUGACUUGAAGAAAAAUUACAUGUUGAUUUUGUUCAAAA